UCAAUUUUGGAUUUUCCAAUCAGUCAACAUUACUUUGAAUUUGAAUUUUCGACGAAAAAAUUGGAAAAAUCCUGACCAAAUAAAAUGGCCAAUCAAACAUCAAAUAAGCAAAUUGUUCUGGUUACCGGAUCUAGUGGCUGUCUUGGUCAACAUGUUGUCCGUCUGCUACAUGAACAAGAUGAUUCGGUGCAGGAAAUUCGUUGCUUUGAUUUGAAACCAUUUUCAAACAAUCUAAAGCAUAAAAUAACGAAAGAAAUGCAAAUCAUAACCGGAGAUAUACGUAAUGAGAAACAAUUGAAAAAUGCAAUGACUGGUGUGAAUGUAAUAAUACAUUGUGCAGCACUGAUCGAUUUGAAUUUUCAGCCAAACCUCAUGGAAAUGCAGUCAGUCAAUGUUGAUGGCACACAAAAAUUAUUGGAAAUGGCAAUCGAAAAUAACGUUGAAUAUUUUAUUCAUAUUUCCGGUACCGAAGUGAAUAUUGGUAAUGAUCCUAUUUAUUAUAGUUCAGAGAAUACCAUCAUUAUACCGAAAAAACCAUUAUUGAAUCCAUAUGCCAAAACUAAAGCUGACAGUGAAGAGUUGAUUAAGGAAUUCAAUGGCCGUCAACUAUCGAAUGGUAGUGAACAAUUGAAAACAGUAAUCAUACGGCCAAAUCUAAUGUAUGGGGAAGAGGAUAAUCAUUUCAUUACAAAAAUAUUAUCCAUCACUAAAGCUAAUUCUGGUCAAUUACGUCGCAUUGAUAAUGUAUUCACUCGUAUGCAACCAGUUUAUGUGGGUAAUGUUGCUUGGUCAUGUUUGAAAGCUAAAAAGCGUUUGCAAAUCGAUCCGAAAAUUACUGGCGAAGAAUUUAUCAUCACUGAUGAUACCAAAAUAGUGGAUCCAUUCGAAUUUUUGGAACCAUUCAUCAAUGCACGUGGAUAUCAACUGACAAAACGUUCAUAUCCAUAUUGGUUAUUUAUAAUGUUAUUUACAUUAUACUGUUGGCUAUAUCGAAACUUUGCUAAUAUAUUGCCAAUCCGAAUACCAGACUAUUUAACACCACAAACUAUUCAAUUCAUUUGUAAUACAUAUUUUUUUAAUCGUACCAAGGCUAUUUUACGCCUGGAUUAUGAUCCAUUAUAUGAUCAUGAUGAAUCGAUUAAUCGCAGUUUGCAAUACUAUCAAAAAUGUUCCAUUUGAAUUCUUUCAAUCAGUUACACAAUUCACUUAUUA
Dermatophagoides pteronyssinus (European house dust mite) is the source of this 1212-nucleotide messenger RNA. RefSeq names its product 3 beta-hydroxysteroid dehydrogenase type 7. The record is from RefSeq and is a predicted model, not a curated record. Gene Ontology annotation, molecular function: oxidoreductase activity, acting on the CH-OH group of donors, NAD or NADP as acceptor. Lineage: Eukaryota; Metazoa; Arthropoda; Arachnida; Sarcoptiformes; Pyroglyphidae. Gene Ontology annotation, biological process: steroid biosynthetic process.